Piliocolobus tephrosceles (Ugandan red Colobus) is the source of this 4061-nucleotide messenger RNA. It is a transcript of the gene ABLIM3, whose product is annotated as actin binding LIM protein family member 3. The record is from RefSeq and is a predicted model, not a curated record. Bases 259 to 2025 code for a protein of 588 amino acids. The transcript is spliced from 21 exons. Gene Ontology annotation, molecular function: actin filament binding. Gene Ontology annotation, biological process: cilium assembly; lamellipodium assembly; cytoskeleton organization. Lineage: Eukaryota; Metazoa; Chordata; Mammalia; Primates; Cercopithecidae. Gene Ontology annotation, cellular component: actin cytoskeleton; stress fiber.
GAGCGGCCGCGCCCCCCGCGCUGCCAACCCGCGAGCCCGCAUCAUGGAUGUCGAGCUCUCCUAUUUCGCAUUGCUAGCCCUGGAAUUCGAGACCCCAGACGAGGACCAGGAUUCAUGAAUCAGUCGCAGGGGCCGGGGCAGGGGCCUCUGGCUCCAGACACUGGCCGAGAGGUGAUGAGUGAGGUUCGAAGAACGGAAGAUUUAAAAAGCAGCCGGGGCCUCCGUAUUGAAUGAAAGACCCAGUGCAAAGACAUCACCAUGAACACGAGCAUUCCUUAUCAGCAGAAUCCUUAUAAUCCACGGGGCAGCUCCAAUGUCAUCCAGUGCUACCGCUGUGGAGACACCUGCAAAGGGGAAGUGGUCCGCGUGCACAACAACCACUUCCACAUCAGAUGCUUCACCUGUCAAGUGUGUGGCUGUGGCCUGGCCCAGUCAGGCUUCUUCUUCAAGAACCAGGAGUACAUCUGCACCCAGGACUACCAGCAACUCUAUGGCACCCGCUGUGACAGCUGCCGGGACUUUAUCACAGGCGAAGUCAUUUCGGCCCUGGGCCGCACCUACCACCCCAAGUGCUUCGUGUGCAGCUUGUGCAGGAAGCCUUUCCCCAUUGGAGACAAGGUGACCUUCAGUGGUAAAGAAUGUGUGUGCCAAACGUGCUCCCAGUCCAUGGCCAGCAGUAAGCCCAUCAAGAUUCGUGGACCAAGCCACUGUGCCGGGUGCAAGGAGGAGAUCAAGCACGGCCAGUCACUCCUGGCUCUGGACAAGCAGUGGCACGUCAGCUGCUUCAAGUGCCAGACCUGCAGCGUCAUCCUCACCGGGGAGUACAUCAGCAAGGAUGGUGUUCCAUACUGCGAGUCUGACUACCACGCCCAGUUUGGCAUUAAAUGUGAGACUUGUGACCGAUACAUCAGUGGCAGAGUCUUGGAGGCAGGAGGGAAGCACUACCACCCAACCUGUGCCAGGUGUGUACGCUGCCACCAGAUGUUCACCGAAGGAGAGGAGAUGUACCUCACAGGUUCCGAGGUUUGGCACCCCAUCUGCAAACAGGCAGCCCGGGCAGAGAAGAAGUUAAAGCAUAGACGGACAUCUGAAACCUCCAUCUCACCCCCUGGAUCCAGCAUUGGGUCACCCAACCGAGUCAUCUGCGACAUCUACGAGAACCUGGACCUCCGGCAGAGACGGGCCUCCAGCCCGGGGUACAUAGACUCCCCCACCUACAGCCGGCAGGGCAUGUCCCCCACCUUCUCCCGCUCACCUCACCACUACUACCGCUCUGCUGGAGACAGUAACAUCUACCGGAAACCUCCGAUCUACAAACGGCAUGGUGAUUUGUCUACAGCAACCAAGAGCAAAACAAGUGAAGACAUCAGCCAGACCUCCAAGUACAGUCCCGCCUACUCACCAGACCCCUACUAUGCUUCGGAGUCUGAGUACUGGACCUACCACGGGUCCCCCAAAGUGCCCCGAGCCAGAAGGUUCUCAUCUGGAGGAGAGGAGGAUGAUUUUGACCGCAGCAUGCACAAGCUCCAAAGUGGAAUUGGCCGGCUGAUUCUGAAGGAAGAGAUGAAGGCCCGGUCGAGCUCCUAUGCAGACCCCUGGACCCCUCCCCGGAGCUCCACCAGCAGCAGGGAGGCCCUGCACACAGCUGGCUAUGAGAUGUCCCUCAAUGGCUCCCCUCGGUCUCACUACCUGGCUGACAGUGAUCCUCUCAUCUCCAAAUCUGCCUCCCUGCCUGCCUACCGAAGAAAUGGGCUUCACAGGACGCCCAGCGCAGACCUCUUCCACUACGACAGCAUGAACGCAGUCAACUGGGGCAUGCGAGAGUACAAGAUCUACCCUUAUGAACUGCUGCUGGUGACUACAAGAGGAAGAAACCGCCUGCCCAAGGAUGUAGACAGGACCCGUUUAGAGCGCCACCUGUCCCAGGAAGAGUUCUACCAAGUCUUUGGCAUGACCAUCUCUGAGUUUGACCGGCUGGCCCUCUGGAAGAGGAAUGAACUGAAGAAGCAAGCCCGGCUGUUCUAGGCAGAGGCUCUAUAAAUAUAUAUGCAUUUAUAUAAAGAUAUAUGUAAAAUCUCUCUACUGAAGCUCGGUAUAAUCCUCUCUUGUGUAAAGGGACACACUGACUGCCAUGAGACUUGCUUUUCUGUACUGUCAGGCAAGCCCACGUCAUCGAGAUAUUUUUAUGCUCCUUACUUUCUCUUUUCUAAGUGCUGUGGGAUCUGGGAAGGGAUUUGAGGGGACUCUGUCCUUUUAUUGGGGAUCCUUUUUAUACUGAAACAUCUGUCCUAACUUGAGUGCCCCAAGGUCCAACUCUCUUUCCUAAAGAAGGUGCCUGAAAAAGUCUCUCUUCUCACUGCUUCGUGGCCCCUUUCUUAAAUUUCUAGGGCUGAUGCUGACCAUGUGGUUUCCACACCUUAUUGGCCCCAGAGGGGCCCUCCCAUGGGAAGAUCUGCAGCAAUCUCCCCAAAUCAAUGAGCUCCUUUGAGCGCCCACGAAGAACUUUCUCAACACCCCCAGUUAGGAGCUCAGUGCUCUCUGGGGGCAAUGCAGUUAAAAGCGUGAAUCUCAAAUAUAGUUAUUACACCAGUCAACAGAAAUGGACAGGGCCUAGGCCUCUCCUCAGCUCCCUAACCCUCCUCCUUCUGCCCUGGAUUGUAAACUCUCCCUUGUCCGAAUCUAGGAUUCAUGGUAGGAAAAGGAAAAGGCCCUUCCCUUCCCUCCGCCACUUCCAACUGGCCCCUUUGCCUGACCUGGACUUGGAGAACCAGAGGAAAGGAGAGGGAGCAGAAGUGGGAGAUAGAGCAGGGCACCUGUUAGAAUCAGAGCUGCAGGAUUUCUUGGGACCCUCCUCUCUCCCUCACUGCUCCCAGCACCUCCUAACCCUUCCCCCUUUCAAGGAGAGGCCCAUGAUUGCAGCUUGUAUUCUUUAGCCUUAUUACAAUCUAUGUGCCUGACAACUCAACACACCGCAGGGCUAAUGUUCCCACCAGAGCUCCAACUGAACAACCAGACAGACAACUCUCACCGCCCUCCAGAGAGAAAAUAGGCCAUGUCCCAAAGAAAGGUUCUUGGUCUAUGCCUCUAGUCUGUGGGCUGGCAGGGCAACCAUAACAUACCCCCACCAGUCCUCGGCUCCUGCUGCAAAGUUGGCCAUGUUUCACAGGGAAACUUUUGGAGGCUGCUUAUGAGAUUCCAAAAUGAAGUGUUGGCCAACAUUGCUCAUGGCCAUCCCGGAUUUCCCCGGUGGCUUCCUUUCCUGCCUGCUCGCCUCCCUGAACAGGGGAGAAAACUUAACCUCUCUUCUCCUCUCCAAACCUUUCACCUUGAGUGGGCAAUGUUUGGUGGGGGCUGUUCCUUCUUGGAGAUGCCUUGAGUCAGACCAUUUUGAGAUCAUGGAGGAAGGAUGAAGAAGUGAAAAUGAUAAUAAUGACUCUCAAGAGACUGGUGAUGUGACAUGGCAAAUGUAGAACUGACUUAAAUUGAACAAACCCUCACUGAGCACCUCUGAUGUUGAGCACCUGCUGAAUACUGAGCACUGAAUGGGGGAGGGGGAGGGGAGCACAGGGGUGAAUCAACCUGGGACUUGGUCUCAGGGACAUGCCUACCAAUAGUGGGUAUCGUAAGGCAUGUACCCAAACAUAACGGAUGUAAGGCAGAAAGUGAUCAGAGAAGGAAUGAGAAAGUGUGCGUGAUGUUAAUGAAAAGUCAUAUGCAGUUAGAGCAGACCAAGGAAAGCUUUCUGAAAGAGAUUGCAUCUGAGGAAAAUUCAGGAAGGAUCUUUGUAGAUUGGGAGGAGAUUCUAAGUUGAAGGGGUGAUAGGGUGAGGAGCCAGAGGGAAGUCUGCUGUGUUCUCAUGUAGGAUGUCAGCCCUCCCUGCAACUUCUCUUUUUGGCCAAUGUCUUUUCACUUUCCUGACCCUUUAGAAUCGUCCCCAGCCAGAAGCAAUCAUGGAAGCUGCCUCAUUGUCACUGGUUAAGAACUUGGCGAGAUUGAAGGGCUUUUGUUAUUGUUGUUGGAUAUUUCUGUUUCCCAUAAAAGCACAUCAUUUCAACCCUAAA